AUGGGACCUGACAAUACCAGGCACUCCACCACCACGACACCUGCGGACACCACUACUACCGACACUACACACCUUGUACACAAUAAGAAUGGUCUUCGUAAGUUCAUCGAGACAUCUACUGCUGUUGUGGUUGAUAGUAACUGUAAAGUAAUUGGCCGCGAUGUCUCGCACCUCAAACUCACCAAAUUCAAUAAGAUAGGGGGACAUAGCAUCAUCUACAAGUACGACAAGUAUAUCAUCAAGGAGAUUAUGGAAGAGCAUCUUAUGUACGAGAAAAUUAUGGCCAACUACCCCCAGUUGAGCCAGUAUUUACCUCUAUACUUGGGCACGGUUAAAUUGCAAUUAAACCAUGAGGUGAAAGAUUACAUAGUUUUGGAGGAUUUGACCAAUGAGCUUCUGCAGCCGUUUGUUGUGGACUUGAAGAUGGGCACGCGGCAGUAUGGUAUCCACUCACCACCCGAAAAGGUCAAAAGCCAGAAACUCAAGUGUAAAAACCUGACGUCCUUAAGCUUGGGAAUACGAUUAUGUGGGCUCCAGAUCAUCAACAAGAAGGGAAACUUUGAGCUCUACGAUAAGUACUACGGACGCCAGCUAAAUGCUACUGGGUUCUUGAACAAUCUUGUUCGAUUUCUAAAUAACAAAUCUCGUUACACCCUACUCAUCAAAUGCUUGAAGGUGGUGGAGCACUUGAAGCUGAUCUCCAGUAUGAUCGAGCUGUUAGACUACUUCCGUCUUUACGGGUCGUCAAUUCUUAUUAUAUAUGACAACAUGGAUGACUUCAACGUGAUUAUCAAGCUCAUUGAUUUCAGCAAGAGUUUCUUCUACCUGGAGCAGGAGUUCGGGAAUUUGAACUUGGAAGCAACAAAGGAUUAUGGGUAUUUGAAGGGAAUAUUCAAUCUCAUCGAGCUGUUUAAGGUGAUAUUCAACGCUGCCAGUGGCAUGGUGAUUGAAAACGAUAAUGAAAGAGUGUUGAUGGAGACUAUUGAACGAAACAAGCAUGACUAUAUGGAUAGUUGGAACAAGAAAUUGGAGUUUCCGACUUUUCGUUACCAGUAUGAUGACCUUACUAGUGAUUAG
Molecule: messenger RNA, 1077 nt
Organism: Yamadazyma tenuis ATCC 10573
Lineage: Eukaryota; Fungi; Ascomycota; Pichiomycetes; Serinales; Debaryomycetaceae
Gene: KCS1
Product: inositol polyphosphate kinase
Biological process (GO): phosphatidylinositol phosphate biosynthetic process; inositol phosphate biosynthetic process
Cellular component (GO): nucleus; cytoplasm
Molecular function (GO): inositol hexakisphosphate kinase activity
Source: RefSeq, a predicted model, not a curated record